AAUACAGUUGGCGUUCGCCGCCGGCUUCAUUCAGUAAGAUUCGUGUCUCGACAGGUUCGUGUCUACAUUUUAAAUAUAAUAACCUUUCCUAUACGAUAUACAAUACAAUUAUGAGGAAAUAUAACAAAAAAGAUGAAGAAACCGACCCGGAUGUGUUGGAAAAACUCGCCGAGGAACAACAAAAACCCGAAAUCAAACAAAUUUCUUAUUUCACUUUGUAUAGAUAUUCAACACCUCUCGAUAAAAUCUUCAUUCUAAUAGCGAUAAUAUGUUCGUUGAUAGCCGGAGUAGGAACCCCGGUUAUGAUGAUAUUAUUCGGAGAUGUAACCGGAGAUAUAAUCUUAUAUGCGACGCAAUUAUACGAUGAAUCCUUAUCGGACCAAGCUAUAUUAGAUGCCAAAGACGGACUUAAAAGCGCAGUAUUGUAUAUGUUAAUAGCUUCGUGCAUUCUUGGUGCGGCCACUGUGAGUUUGACCUAUAUUUCGACUUUAUUGUUUAGUUGGGCUUGCACCAAUCAAAUAGCAAAAAUUCGAGAAAAUUACAUGAAAAGUGUCUUAAAUCAAGAUAUAUCAUGGUACGACAUCAACCGAGUGGGAGAUUUUUCAAGUCGAAUAACCGAUGAUUUACUCAAAGUAGAGGAAGGAAUCGGCGAUAAAGCAACAACGUUCGCAUUUUUCGUCAGCACCUUCAUCUCCGGAUUAAUAAUCGCGUUCAUUUACGGCUGGGAAUUAACCCUAAUCUGUUUAAUUAAUUUCCCCGUAAACGCGGCCGCUUUAAGUUUCGUCGCUUGGUUAACGAGCAAAUUCUCUCAAAAAGAAACCGAUUCGUACGCAUCUGCGGGUGCAGUCGCCGAGGAAGUUUUAAGCGCCAUAAAAACCGUAUUCGCUUUUGGUGGGGAACAAAAAGAAAUCGACCGAUACAAGAAAUUCCUAACAGUAGCCUGUAAAAAUAAUACGAAAAGAGCCGUUUUAACCGCCCUAAGCAACGCUAUUAUGUAUUUUUUGAUGUUCGCCUCGUACGCUUUAAGUUUUUGGUACGGGAUUAAAUUGAUAAUCGAUGAAAGGGAAUUAGAUGAGAAAGAACAAACUUACACACCUGGGACGAUGAUUACGGUGUUUUUUUGCGUGUUAAUGAGCAGUUUUACUUUGACGAUGUCAGCGCCGUAUUUUCAAGUUUUUGGCACAGCGAAAGGGGCGGCCACUAAUAUAUUUAACGUGAUUGAUCACGACCCCACUAUUAAUUUGUCGAAGAAAAAGGGGAAACGAUUAAACAAUUUUAAGGGGUUAAUCAAGUUCGAGAAGGUCGACUUUUUUUAUCCCGCGAGAAAAGAUGUCCAAGUCCUUCACAAAAUCGAUUUGGAAAUAAACCCAGGCGAAACGAUCGCGUUAGUUGGCACAUCAGGUUGUGGAAAAUCAACUUGCGUCCAAUUGCUUCAAAGAUUUUAUGACCCAACCUCAGGGAGGUUAUUAAUUGAUGGGGUUGACGUCGCCGAGUUUGACUUGGAGUGGUUUAGGGGCCAAAUUGGAGUCGUCGGGCAAGAACCGAUUCUUUUCGCGACGAGCAUCGGGGAAAAUAUUCGAUUUGGAAAUAUGAAAGCGAGCAAAGAAGAUGUUGAAAAAGCUGCGAAACGAGCUAACGCCCACAAAUUUAUUUCAACCCUUCCCGAUGGUUAUGACACGCUAGUUGGGCAAAGGGGGUCGCAAUUAUCCGGCGGGCAAAAACAAAGAAUCGCCAUCGCCAGGGCUUUAGUUAGGGAGCCCAAAAUUUUGUUGUUAGACGAAGCAACUUCAGCUUUAGACACUGAGAGUGAAGCCCAAGUCCAAAGAGCGAUUGAUGCGAUCAGCAAAGAAUGCACAACGAUAAUCGUGGCUCAUCGAUUAUCGACGAUUCGAAACGCGAAUAAAAUCGUGGUUUUCUCCGAAGGAAAAAUCGUCGAAAUCGGGGACCACGACAACUUAAUGAACCUAAACGGGUUUUAUUACAACUUAGUCCGCAACCAAAUUUCGAUCGAUAACAAGGAAAAUUUGGGGGAAUCGACUUAUGCCAACGAAAAAGAUAUCGAAGAAGUCGUCGAAGAAAAAAUCGAAAAAUCCCCCGAAUCAAAUGAUGCCCAAAUUAACAAUAAAUUCUCCGCGAUUCUCGCCGUUCUUGCUCUAAAUAAACCCGAACGUUGGUUCUUAUUUUUCGGAGGAAUCGCCGCGUUAAUUUCGGGUGCUGCAAUGCCGAUUUACGCGAUCGUUUUCGGAGAUGUUCUUAUGGUCCUCUCGAACGAUGAUAACGAGUACGUUCGAACCGAAGGAAAUAAAUACAGCCUAUACUUUUUAAUAAUCGGAAUCGUUUCCGGGUUAUCCACAUUUUUCCAAUGGUACCUAAUCGGAGUUGCGGGCGAAAAAUUAACCCGGAGAGUUCGCGCUUUAAUGUUUGAAUGCGUGUUACGACAAGAAGUGGGAUGGUACGAUCGUAAAGAAAACGCGGUUGGGGCGAUUUGUGCUAAAUUAUCUUCGGAUGGCGCGAAUAUCCAAGGUGCUUCGGGUCACCCGGUUAUAAUCGUGCUAAAUUCAUUGUCGAAUUUGUUGAUUGCCGCGGGGAUUUCGUUGUAUUAUGAUUGGAGGUUAGCGUUGGUUGCGUUAUCUUUCGUGCCGUUGGUGGUUAUUGGGACUUAUUUGGAGCAAGCGAUUGCGCAGAAAGGAACGUAUGGGAAUAAAAGCGCCAUCGAACAAUCUACUAAGAUCGCUGUUGAUGCAGUUUCAAACAUUCGAACAGUAGCUGCUUUAGGUUGCGAAGAAAUCUUCCAAGAACUCUACAACAAAGAAAUCGCCCCGCAUUAUUUAAAAUCAAGGCAAAGUGCCCAUAUCCGCGGGGUUGUUCUUGGGUUAUCUCGGAGUUUAAUGUUUUUCGCUUAUGGUGUCGCUUUUUAUUAUGGUGGGGUAUUAAUCGUUGAUGAAUAUCUAGAUUUCUCCAAAGUCUUUAAAAUUUCCGAGGCUUUAAUUUCAGCAGCUUGGACAAUAGGGAGUAUAAUAGCUUUUGCCCCAAAUUUCCAAAAAGCUAUAAUCGCGGCGAAUCGAAUGGCUUUAUUAACAAAUCGCAAACCGGAAAUAACCGACGAAAAAGCGACGUACGAUUUUUGGAAAUCGAGUAAAAUCGUGUACGAUAAAGUCGACUUUGCGUACCCCACCAGAAAAAAUCUCCAAGUUUUGCACUCUUUUGAUAUAGACAUAAAAGAAGGGACUACGGUCGCUUUGGUUGGGCCGAGCGGGUGUGGAAAAUCGACGAUUAUCCAACAGCUCCAAAGGUUUUACGACCCAAUCUCGGGGCAUAUUCGUAUCGAUUCGAUCGAGUUGAAUCAGAUAAAAAUUAGAGCGCUUAGAUCGAAAAUUGGGAUCGUUUCUCAAGAGCCGAAUUUGUUUGAUCGAUCGAUCGGGGAAAAUAUAGCGUAUGGGGAUAAUAAUAGGUUGGUUCCUAUGGAGGAGAUUAUCGAGGCUGCGAAAAAAGCGAAUAUUCAUAAUUUUAUUGCUUCGUUGCCGUUGGGCUAUUCUACAAAUUUAGGGAGUAAAGGGACCCAACUUUCCGGGGGGCAAAAACAACGGAUUGCGAUCGCUAGGGCAUUAAUUCGAAAUCCGAAUAUUUUGUUGUUGGAUGAAGCUACGUCCGCUUUGGAUAGCGAAAGCGAAAAGGUUGUGCAAGAAGCAUUAGAUAGUGCAAGAGAAGGAAGAACUUGCAUCGUUAUCGCUCAUAGAUUAACAACAAUCCAAGAUGCAGAUGUUAUUUGUGUUAUGGAUAAAGGAAAAGUAAUCGAAAAAGGAACCCACGAAGAAUUAUUACAAUUAAGAGGAUUAUAUCACAAAUUAUACAGCAUACAACAAGGAUCUACGUAAUAAUAAAAAAUAUUACUUAAAAGAAAUGACCUCGUUUACCAUAAAAGUAUUUAUUUUUUUUCAAUUUCACCAUUUGUACUUAAUAUUGUAACUAUUUUAGGAAGAAUUUAACAAUAUAGUUAAUAUUAUUUUCAACCAA
This is a messenger RNA of Onthophagus taurus, 4014 nucleotides long. Its product is annotated as ATP-dependent translocase ABCB1-like. Gene Ontology annotation, molecular function: ATP hydrolysis activity; ATP binding; ABC-type oligopeptide transporter activity. Gene Ontology annotation, biological process: oligopeptide export from mitochondrion. Gene Ontology annotation, cellular component: mitochondrial inner membrane. The record is from RefSeq and is a predicted model, not a curated record. NCBI's taxonomy places the organism in Eukaryota, Metazoa, Arthropoda, Insecta, Coleoptera, Scarabaeidae.